This is a messenger RNA of Tetrahymena thermophila SB210, 2955 nucleotides long. Its product is annotated as Myb-like DNA-binding domain protein. NCBI's taxonomy places the organism in Eukaryota, Ciliophora, Oligohymenophorea, Hymenostomatida, Tetrahymenidae. Gene Ontology annotation, biological process: regulation of DNA-templated transcription. Gene Ontology annotation, cellular component: nucleus. Gene Ontology annotation, molecular function: DNA-binding transcription factor activity, RNA polymerase II-specific; RNA polymerase II cis-regulatory region sequence-specific DNA binding. The record is from RefSeq and is a predicted model, not a curated record. The transcript has 5 exons.
GAAAACUUAAGAUACUUAUCGUUGAAAGAAAAGGUGAUAAUUAAUAAUAAGAAUAAAAAAAAUCAAAUUUUGGUUUAUAAUUAUCAAUCAAAAUAUAAUAUAAAAAAGAAUCAAUUAAAUAAAUAAAAAAGAAAAAAAAUCAGAAUAAGAUAAUUAUAAAAUCCUCAUAUAAUUCAUUCAUAUUCACAAAUAUUUACUCCAAAAAAAUAGAGUUAGAAAGACAUUUUCAUAAGUGAAUAUUUGAUUAAAUACUGUAAGAAGAUCUCUUAAGGAGCUUAUAUUGAAAUGACAAGUAGAAGCAAAGACACCAUAGGUAUUUAGCUGAAGGAGAAAGGGCGCAAGAGAUUAAUAAAGCCACUAGUCAAAAGUUCUGAAGCUCUUGAAGAUAAGAGCGAUUCAUUCAAAUGCAAGAAAAGACCAUGGAGCGAAGAAGAAGAUUUAUUAGUUAUAAAACUAGUCAAGGAGCAUGGACCUUAGAAAUGGACCUUCAUAGCCACUCAUCUAGAGGGAAGAAUAGGAAAGUAGUGCCGUGAGAGAUGGCACAAUCACCUUAAUCCAAACAUUAAAAAAUGUUCAUGGAGUGAAGAGGAAGAAUGGGUCCUUUAUUUGUUUCACAAAGGUAUUGGAAAUAAGUGGGCUGAAAUAGCUAAGUACAUAAUCGGACGUACUGAUAAUUCCAUUAAGAACCAUUGGAAUAGCGGGAUGAAAAAACGCCUAGAUGACUAUGCACGCAAAUUAAUAAAUGUGAGAGAAAUAUUUGCUGAAGUUGGAGAAAGCUACUUUGAUAGAGUAUCUCUUCCAGGUGAAAAAAAGGCUUUAGAAAUUUUACUCUUAAAUAAAUAAUAUGUUCCCAGUGAUUGUGAUGAAGACGAGGAAGAUGAUGAAGAAGAUGAGCAAAGUUAAGAAGAUAAUUAAAAUUUUGUCAAUACUUCUACUAAUUAAAACAUCAACAACAAUAACAGCUCUAAUAAUAAUAAUUCUCGCAAUAAUCCCAUAGUUAAUAGCUCUAAGGAAUCAACUUUGAAAGAAGAUACUGAUAAUUCCUAGAAAACCAAAGAAAAACACUCAGUAAAUAGUAAAGCAUAAGUAAAUCCUUUUAGCUGGACUAAAACUGAAGAUGAAGGUAUAGAAAAAAAUUCAUCCACUGUAAAAAAAAUCCAACCUAUUCCUUAGUUACUCAAGCACUCAUAAUCUUUAUAGCCAACUCAAACUACAGCUGUUUUAGAUAAAGAAAAUACCACUUUUACCCCUAAGUCAAACCAAAUUAACACUUAAUAAUAAAAUACUAACUUAAGUAGCUAUUCUUAAAUCCUCAAAGAAAACAAGAGCGAAACCAACAAAUAACGUGCAGAUAAAAAGAGUUUAAGAUAACUAAGUCCUUCUAUCAAAGAAGAUCCCAAGAAAAAGUUAAAAUUAGAGGAAACGAGCCCUACCGAAUUUGCAGAUAAAGCAAAAAAAAAUUAAAGUUAAAAAGAAAAUAUUAACCCAUAGAAUUGUAAAAUAGAAAGCCAUGAUAGCAUUAAAGGAGAUUCAGAUCGAAUUGAUGGAAAAAAUAAAGAAUACGGCUGCUACUAAGAGAUAAAGUAGGAACAUAUAAAGGAUAAUUAAUAUUACAAUUACUGUGAAGAGAGUUAAUAAUUAAACCCCAAUUAAUAGUAUUAGAAUACUUAAUUACAGAAUGAAGAUAAGCCAUAUCCGUAUUAAAUUUAUGAUGGAUAAUAACCUGGUCCAUAUGCAGGCUACCCAAGUGGCUAUCACCCAUAUCCUCUACACAGAUCUUAAUCUUUAAACGGAUAUAUUGCUCCACCUCAAUCAUCGUAAAUAUAGUAAUAGUGCUAUUCAAGCUUAUAUACUCCUGUAAAUGCCUAAUAAAAUGUAAAUGGUGCUCAUUUCCCUCAUCAUGGCUAAGUUUAUAAUCCCUAUAGUCAUGUAUAGGCCUAUAAAUAUGACCCUCACUAUUACUCUCAUUACUAACCAAUGAACUUUAUGUAUUACCCUGCUGCUCAUCCUAACUAAUCUUAAAGUGGAUAUCCUUAAUAGCCAUAUCCAUACUAUAAAGAUUAUUAGUAUCCUAAAGGAUAGUAACCUUAAAUCGAAUAGUACCCUAAAGGAUAAUAGCCUCACAGUGAAAGCGCUAACCACAAUCGCUAAUCUACAUAUCCAGUACAACCAUCAACCUAAAAUUAUUAUAAUAAUGCUUCCUCUAAAUAUUAGCAGCCUGUAGGUUAAAAUCAUAGUAAAAAAGAAAAACUAAACCUACAUAAAUCAAUAUCCAUGCCAUCUCAAUCAGAUUCUCAAUACAUUUAAGAAUUUAAUUCAAACUGUAAAAACGCAAGUCAUCUCAAUAAUGAUGCUAAAAAAUAAAAUAAAGAAAAUUAGGAAGAAUAGUCUAAUAGAAACAGAGCAGACACCAAAAGCACAAUCUAUUCAUAGUAAAUGUAGUCUACACAAUAAUCUAAGAAUAACCAAAAAGAAUAUAUGGAUAUGAAUUUCAUGUAGUCAGAGUAAAAGAAUAAUUACUUGAGCAGCUUAAAUAGCGAUUUUAAAUGUAAGCAACUUGUAUCUUCUCCUUUUUAGUCUAAGAGAGCCUCUGUUAUGAGUGAAUGCCUUUAAAGUAGUGGAAAACAAAGCGAAGAAGAUGAUUUAGAAUCUGACAAUGAUCAAAAAGUUUAAAGAAAUUUCACUAACUAAAUCGCUUUUCCAGGCAUCAGCGGUCUUAAUUCUUAGGUGAAUAAUUAAAACUUAGGCAUUAAUUAUGAAAGCCCUUCAAAAAUGCUAAAUUUAUCAGAAAGAGUGAUGCUGAAAACUCUGAGCUCAAAUAAGCAAUACAUUUACAAUAUGAAUUCCAAUAUCAAGUAUCCAGCUAAUAGGUCUAGCAUAAACCCACUUAAUUUAAACUCUCUUUUUAACCAAGAAGAUGAAUUUUUUAAUGAAAACAGUCAACAAUUAAUUUGA